Messenger RNA from Chenopodium quinoa (quinoa), 945 nucleotides. RefSeq names its product probable endo-1,3(4)-beta-glucanase AFLA_105200. The coding region runs from base 1 to 945 and encodes 314 amino acids. The transcript is spliced from 5 exons. The record is from RefSeq and is a predicted model, not a curated record. Lineage: Eukaryota; Viridiplantae; Streptophyta; Magnoliopsida; Caryophyllales; Amaranthaceae.
AUGGCGGCUGCUGCACAGGGCAACUUCCAGGCCACCCUUGAAGCUGAAAAGAGCCGGCUCAUUGAGGAGAAUGAGCAGGACUGCGAGAACCGGAGGAGGAGGGCGUUCUCCAUUAUCCAUCUGGGGACAGACUACAACGUCUGGGAGCUUGCCUACAAAUACGCAGAUCUUGCCAUUCUGGCUGAGAAGGAAGGCAAGCCGGGGCCUAAACCCUAUGACAGAAUGGCUCGGACAAGGUGGACGGUUGUAGACCCCAAGUACCAGUCCGGUGAUUCAGCCGGAACUCCGGUUAAUGAUGCUCCUUAUGACCAACAGGGCGUACUUAGCACGCCCGGAGAUGAGAUUCUUGAAGAAUCCGGGAGCUUAGACGGUGAAGAAACCAUCCAACAAUCCGACUCCACUGAGUCGACGAUGGAGCCAGAUGCCCCUCAAGAGGACGAGGAGACGGGGAGCAAGAACGUCCCUCGGUCUCUAAGGCAAAUGCUAAAAAGGCCGGGAGAGGAGCCCGCCCAACCUUCUUCACAAAGGCGGAGGGUCCCGCCUGCCCCUGCCCCUGCCUUUGCCUCUGCCAGAAGACAGCCAGCUCCUGCGAGGCCUACUUCAGCAAGCAUGAGUCUGCGAGAUCUAGGCUUGGGCUCAGGGCCGGCUGAGGCCAGAGCUGGGGAGCCUGAGGUUCCCUCUAGCCAGGUGCUUGUUGUUGCAUCCGGCUCUAAUGCGGCUGGGGGUGGUGUCACCCCUCAGCCUAAAAACCAAGAUGCCUCUUCUCGUUGGCCGGAUCUGCAAAACUACGCAAAGAGAAUGCUGAGGAGUCUCACCCGGUCAGAAAAGGAGUUGGUACCGGGUAUCAACCAGGUCAACAUUGACUGCAUCAACUCACUGCUGGCUGAGGUGAUGUUGUGGGUUGAUGGAAUGAAGGUCCUUUGCGGAAAAAGCAAGAGGAGGUAA